GCGGUAUUACGUACGCAAUAGUUUCAUUGAACAACAAAGUACCACGUGGUAAUGAGUAAAUCCACUUUUAAUCAUUAUCAGGAAUAUUUGGUAGUAUUUCAGAAUUCAUUUAUUCACAGGAAUCACAAAGUAAGAAAUGACAACAAAAAUUGCAAUUAUACCAGGUAACGGUGCCGGUGAUGUUUUUUGUGCAAACUGGUAUGGAUGGAUGCACAAAAAACUGAACCAGAUUUCAGGAGUCUCAUGUGAUUUACGAAACAUGCCAGAUCCGGUCACAGCAAAAGAAACGGUAUGGAUACCUUUCAUGCAUGAUGAAAUGAAAUGCGAUGAAACAACGAUUAUCAUUGGUCAUAGUUCUGGUGCUGAGGCUGCUAUGAGGUAUUCUGAAAAAUACCCCGUUAGAGGAAUUAUCCUCGUCUCUGCAUGCGUGACGGAUCUUGGCGAUGACAACGAGCGGGAAAGUGGAUAUUAUAACAGACCAUGGGAAUGGCAGAACAUUAAAUCUAAUACAACCUUUGUUGUCCAGUUUGGAUCGACAGAUGACCCAUUUAUUCCAUGGAAGGAACAACAGCAAGUAGCAGAUGGACUUGAGAGUGAUUUAAAGAAAUACAAUGACAAGGGACAUUUUAUGAACACUUCUUUCCCAGAACUAAUAAAUGUUGUUAAGGAGAAAUUACAUUAAAUUGUUUUCUCACAC
This is a messenger RNA of Mytilus trossulus (common blue mussel), 697 nucleotides long. RefSeq names its product serine hydrolase RBBP9-like. The record is from RefSeq and is a predicted model, not a curated record. Gene Ontology annotation, molecular function: hydrolase activity. The transcript has 2 exons. Lineage: Eukaryota; Metazoa; Mollusca; Bivalvia; Mytilida; Mytilidae. The coding region runs from base 137 to 682 and encodes 181 amino acids.